UCUGCAGAUGGUCCCAGCAAACCGACCUACAGUAAAGUCAUGGAGACCAAGUUUGAUGACAUGCUGGAUGGUGACCUUGAGAACCUUCCUCCAUUACCACGGUCAAUUGUCAAGAUAUUUGUCAGCUCAACGUUUUCAGAUAUGAAUGUGGAACGUAAUGCGCUGCUGAGUGAGGUGGUUCCCCAACUCAAGGAGUUUUGUGCUGGUCUGGACCUUGACUUCCAGCUCGUCGACCUGAGGUGGGGACUCACAGAGGACGUCCAGAAUGACCACUCGGCCAAAAAACUCUGUCUUCUCGAAAUAGAGAACUGUCAAAAUGUGUCUCUCGGACCAAACUUCAUCAGCAUCCUAAGUCACCGGUAUGGAGGUCAAGCCUUGCCCAGUGGAAUCGCUGUUCCAGAGUUUGAGAACUUGAGAGAUGAAGCCAAACAGUUGAAAUUAGAUCAUGUUCAGCUGCUAGACAAGUGGUACCUGGUAGAUAAAAACUGUAUUCCACACCAGUAUGUUCUACAGCCAAUCAGAAGACAUUUUAAGCAUUUUGGAGACCAGUCUAGUGGCUGUGAUCAGAAGCGAUCACAGGACACUGCUGAUUGGAGGAAAACUCAGACCGCCUUACAGAGUGUGCUGUGCCAGGCUGCGGAGUCACUCCACACUGCUAACAAGAUGUCAGCAGCUGAGAAACACAAGUACUUUCAGUCUGUAACUGAGAGUGAGAUUGAGAAGGCUGUUUUCUGUGUAAAGAAUCCCAAGAGCCAUGUGUUGUUCUAUCACCGGAGACUGCAGGGCCUUUCUGGUGCUGCCUUGACUGAGGAGAAAGCCAACAAGUACAUUGCAGUACUAAACACAAAUGGACAGAUGACCAUUGACCAGAAAUUAGCAGACUUCAUUGAAAACUGUUUGAAAAGAGCCAAAAAGAUAUUAGGUGAUGACAACUACCAGACGUUGACAACUGACUGGAAAUCAGGAGGAAUCGACCCUAAGAAUUAUCCCGAGCACACUCUGUACAUUCAACAGCUGGUCCAGACCGUUGUAUCUCAAGUAACAUCUCUCAUAAAUAAAGCUAGGUCGGACAAGAAGGCACGUAUCCGAGAGAGCGAAUAUUACAGCACGUUUGAUGAAAUAUUGCACCACUUGAGGUUUUGCAAUUUAAAAUGUAAGAGGUUUUGUGGACAGACUGAAAUUCUGAAGCACGCGAAAGAUUUCAUUCUGAACACUGGGGUUAGGAAACCGCUGAUAAUCCAUGCAGAUUCUGGGGCUGGCAAGACUUCAGUAAUGGCAAUGAUAAUGAAGAAUCUCUCCUCGUGGAUUAAGGGUGAGUUUGUCAGUGUGAUCCGAUUCCUUGGUACAUCACCGGGGUCUGUGAACAUUCACAAUGUCCUGUUUGGUGUCUGUGGCCAGUUGGCCGAUUGCAGUGAUCUGAUCAUGGAGCCAGUGGGCUACAAGAAUAUGGAGAGCCUGGUGAACUAUCUGCCGAGAUUUCUUCGACAAGUUGCCAGCACUCUGAAGAAACCAGUCAUUAUUCUACUAGACUCCAUUGACCAGCUGUCCUCGGACAAUGAUGCCUAUUCCAUGUGGUGGAUGCCAACUACUCUUCCUGCAAAUGUAAAACUUAUCAUUUCGACCCUGCCAACCGAAAACGGUAUCCUUGCUAACAUCAAGAAAAAAUUGCCAGCUACAAAUAAUGCUUCUUUCAUAGAAAUCCCUCCUCUGCCUCAGUCUACAGGUAAGGAGAUCAUUGAAGUAUUUCUGAAGACAAAGAAACGUACAGUAACCAAACAACAAAUGGAUCUGUUGCUGACAACCUUUGCCAAGUGUGCUAACCCACUGUACCUGAAACUGUUACUGGAUGAAGCAGUGCAGUGGGGUUCCUAUUCACCAGUCGAAGAUCUGAUGCAAACUCUGGCCCCAUCAGUCAGGGCAGCAAUAAAUAUUUUGUUUGAUAGGCUGGAGAAGAAGUUUGGUCAGGUUCUCAUCAAGGGAGCACUUGGCUACAUCACCAUUGGUCUGAAUGGCAUUUCUGAGAUUGAGCUAGAAGAUGCUCUGUCUUGUGAUGACACGGUGUUGGAUGAUGUGUAUGCAUUCCACGAUCCUCCAAUACCAGAAAUCGUGAGAGUUCCAUCUGUUCUAUGGGCUCGAAUUAGGUACGAUAUUGGCGAGUACCUAGUUGAAAGGCUAUCAGAAGGAAAGAUCACUCUUUUCUGGUAUCACAGACAGUUCGUUGAAACAGCAAGAGAUCGUUACGCCCAUGGCAAGAGUAAACUGUCCUUACACAAGACCAUGUUUGAAAUCUACCUGGCAGAGUCCGGAGUUAAAAAGGAUAUUUCCCUCUCCAAGAGAAAGAAAGUAAUACCUGACGCAGACAGACAGGUCACCUCUCAGCCACUUUCCACUGAAAACCUGAGGAAGCUGAAAUGUCUAACCUACCAUUUGAUACAGGCAUCCACUUCCAUUGACAGCAACACUGCAAAGAAGCAUGUUUUCUGCAACCUCAGAUUUCUUUGCACCAAAAUAUCUGCUUUAUCAGCAAAUGCUGUAGUCAAAGAUAUGGAAGAAUAUUUGGAAAACAUGCCCGAUGAAGAGAUAUCUGUGGUAAAAACCUUUUUACAGCACAACAAAAAUAAUCUGAAAAACCGUCUUACUUUGGCAAGCAAUUUGUUAGGAUACAUCAAUCCCAGAUCUGACCAGAAAUACCUCGUGGAUUUGCUGCAGAGUGCAAAAUCAUUUCUGCAGAGCCAGAAUAGAUCCAUUCUGAUUCCAACAUUUGCAUGUCUUGCAUCUGUUCCUAGAGUACACAAACCUGCUACUAUCAAGGGAUUUUCAUCUGUUGUGUCAACAGCAGACAAUAAGUUUCUACUGCACAGUGCAGCAGUGGAUGCACUGGACAGAGAUGGUCAUCAGAAACUUGCAAAUGGUGCACAGAAAACCGAAAAGUUUGCAUUAUAUGACUUGGAAACUCGCACCAUUCAAUGGAAGUCUUCUGAAUUCAGCCCUUUUCUUACCUUGUUGUUUGACCUGCAGUUGAGUAAGGACUCUGUCGACGAUAUCUACAGAACUCUACUAGAAGGAUCACUGUUAUCUCACGCUGUUAAUGCUGCCAAGACAUGUGCAUGUGUUCUCUUCAAUGAUGGAAACCUGUUCCUGCUGAAAGUUAACUCGGAGAGGUCUAAAGGAUUUCAGUGCCUGUCACACAUCAUAAAAAGUUCUGACUACACUGUAUCUGAUAUCCACUGUAUUGGUGAUGACAACAGCAUCACGGUGAUAGCAGUUUGUCAGCAAAGCAUCGAGCAAGAAAGUAACGGUCAUGUUCUGAUUUGGAAGUCACAGCCAGACGCAACAUUUCACAAAAGAUCCUCUGCCGAUCGUAGUGUACUGUCGCAGUACACAAUCAAAGGCAUUUUUUCCAUUUUUGAAACUGAGCCCCAGAUUCCUGUGGCAAAACUGGCCCUGGAAGAAAAAAUUAACAAAGGGAUGUCCUUUCAGUGUGGACAAAACAUGUUUGUCUGUGUGGGUGCUGGUGGUACCAUAGAAGUGAUUGAUACUGAUGUUUGUGAGGUACUGAGAUCGUGGUACGUUGAAAGGAUUCAGAAUGUAUGCAGUUUCGCCUCGGGGACAUUGAUACUGGUGCUUGGGGAUGGGAAAAUUACAUUAUUUGACAUUACUGACGAAUCUGUUCUUCAAACAAUAUUAGUGACACAUGAGAUCACUGCUAUUGACGUUUUGUGGGAACAAAAGAUUGCUCUUGCAGGCGACGCCAAUGGCAUUAUUUCAUCAUUCAAUUUGAACACUGGACAAGUGAUGUCAUCUUUUCCUGCAUCCUCUUUUAAUGUGACCAACAUCCAUGUCGUUGACAACUAUGUUGCAAUUACCUCUCAUAUGCACAUAAUAAGCAUACUAACAGAGGAAUUUAUUCUUGACACAUCAGGAAUGAAAUCGGGAAAGGGCAUGAAUGAUAGAAGCAUUGUCUAUGAUUUCUGCCUUGCACCAAAUGGUCAUGAGAUUAUCACAUCCACCUAUGGAUCGUUGAAAGUUUGUUCAUUUGGUGGAACCUGCACCAGAGAUAUCCCAUCUGAUGGAAGGCUCAACAAACUGUACACCGGAAUCAAUGGGAUGGUGUUAGGACUUGAUUCAAUGACUGGAUGCCUGAGUUUAUUCAACACUAACACAGGAGAGACCAUUCUGAGUGAUGCUUUACCAUCAGACAUCAUUGCCCUGACACUGACCGAUGACAAGACCACUGCUUAUGCAGUCUCCAGCACAACUACUCAAGUUCUUUACCGGAUAGACUUAAAAGCCUUAAAGGUCAGUAAAUUGUUUGCUUUUCAAAAACAGAUCAACUCCGAAAGUCUGUCCGUCACCCUGUCCGCAUCCAACCGAUACCUUGUGAUACAGGCACGUUGCACGGAAAAAGACUACGAGGCUGUGAUAGCGCUGUGGAAGAAAGGAGGAAGAUACCCAGAGCAGCCCCAUCCUCACAAGUACGUGGCCGUCGAUCUCACACAGAGUUCAGGAUCUCUGUUCAACUGCUUCAGGCCUCUGACAAAGAUCCCCCAUCUAGGCAUCACGUGUGCACCGUACCGCGGUAACGUCGUUAUGAUGACGGUAAAACGGUACGUCAUUUUCUGGGACAUUCCGACGGGGAAGUGUGACCAGUGGAUGUCGAAGAGCAAGAAGCUGGUGAUGUUGUACCGACCCGACUGGACGGGAGGCGACAGAUGCACCGGGGUGAACACCUGCUUGUCUCAGUCCAGGGACAAGACGUUCAUUGCUGUUGGGUCUGAAGAUGGCUACCUCUUCAUUUACAAUUCAGAAAGUGGAUUGCCAGUGGGUAUGAAGGCACCAUCAACAAAGCAUCCUUCAAUGGUAACACAAGUUUCUGUGUCUGCCAACAACAGAUCUGUUGCAUCAGCUUGUCACAGCGGGAUCCUCAAGUUGUGGGAGGCCAAAACAGCUGCUGAAGUGUUCUCUAUUCAGCUGGACUCCAACAUCAGGACGAUGGAGUUCACACCAGAUUCUCAACACCUGGUUGUCUGCACCGCUGCGCCAGACUCCAGACUAAUGGUUUUUUCUGUACACUUCGGUGAAGUCGACUCCUAAGUCUAAACGUCUGAGAGAUAUUUCACUGCACUGCUUUGUCCGACUCCAAACUAGUGAUGUUUUCUGUACACUUCGAUGGAGUUGACUUCUAAGCCCUAAAUCUAAACCUCUAAGAGAUAUUUCUAUUUCACUGCACUGCCAUGUCAAGAGUCCAGACUAAUGUGUUAUUUUCUGUACACUUCGAUGGAGGCGACUCCUAAGUCUAAACCUCUAAGAGAUAUUUGUAUUUCACUGCACUGCUGUGUCAGACUCAAGACUAGUGAUGUUUCCUGUACACUUCGAUUGGGUAUACUCCUAAGUCUAUACCUCUAAGAGAUAUAAAGUGUAUUUCACUGCACUGCUAUGUCAAGAGUCCAUACUUGUGAUGUGUUCUGUACACGUUGAUGGAGUCGACUCCUAUGUCUCUACCUCUAAGAGAUACUUGUAAUUCACUGCACCACUGUGUCUGACACCAGACUAUAUUUGUUUCUGUACCCUUCAAUGGAUCAACUCUUAAAUGUAAAUCUCUAAGAAAUAUUUGUAUUUCCCUGUUCAUCGCGGGAUCCUCAUUUAGUAGCAAGAGGAGCCCGUGGUCAUGUUUGUCUGGGACUUGAACAAUCAUAAAUGGUGCAGUUAAUCCUUUUGAUUAUAGAAUACCAAAUAUCAGCAUGAACGAAAUCUGGAUUUUUUAUAUAUAUAUUUUUUUUUUGGGGGGGGGGGGGGCACAACAUCUACUUUGGGAUCACAGCCUCAAGUGUGGUGGUGGUGGUGGCACAAGCCAUAUUUUUGUACCUUUAUUUAUAUAGAGUAGGACAUAAAAACGUACAGUCUCGUCCUCGAGUGGGGUGUCACAGGCCCUCCUGGUCCCUCGGUUCCUACGGGCCUGAUACAGUAAUCUUACCAUACAACAUGCCACUGUUAUUCCAUUGAUACUAUAUCUUAUUGUUUUAAUAUACUAAUAUUAUCCUAUGAACAUGUCGCUAUGCCAUGUUAUCUAGUUUACACGUCACAUCCCAUACUAUACCGGACUGAUACAAAUAGCACCAUACAUAUAUACUAACGGAAAACAUUCCAGUGCAUAUAUUGUUAUUUGUUAACAGUAAUGAAUUUGAAUAUCGCCAUUUUGACUGUCAUGUGAUCACUGCUAGCUUGAAAUGGCCAGUUGUCGCCUCGUGCGACGUAAAAAAAACCCCAAACGCUUUGCAAACAUACAAUUUAAAUCACAUGCGACAAAGUUGUGAAGGACCGGAUCCAUGAAUUUCUUUCUUGCGUGUGGUAGGGUGUGUGGUGGUGGUGGAGAACUAAGAAAACAAAAAACAAACAGGGCACAUAGCCUCGACAAUGAAGAAUUAAAAAAAAACCCACACCUACAAAACGAAGCACUUUAAUAUAUUUAGGUGGGACAUGUCCCCUCAAAGCUGUGCAUAUGUAACUCGAGACCACGCAGUGACGUAAAAUCAAUGUCUCACAGCAGAUGACCCACUAAAGGCGGAUUCGCAUGGAUUCCUCUUUAUCAAAUACAAGCGUCAACAAGCUUCUCCUUUCCGUAUUAAACCGCCUCUACAAAGGUGCACCAAGGACUGCGUCCUCCUAGAUACAGUAAACAGUUUUGAAAGCUAUUUUGCAAACAUUUUCAGCUGUUAGUGUUUGUUAACAAUAAAUAUUGUUAAUUUAUUUUUUGAUUCAUAUCUACAUAGCUUUAAUUCAUUAAAUGAAUAAAUUUAGAAUUUUUUUUGCGGAGGAGGGAUCUUUAUGCCAUUUAAUAGGUCAACCACCGUGCGACCUUGACUUUGUCCAUUACGUCGAUAUGCCAAUAUGCCGAGGGUAAGAUAAAUGUCUUUUUUUUGUAAUAAUUGUUUAUACACACACACACACACACACACAUAUAUACACAUAUACAUAUACAUAUACAUAUAUACACAUAUACAUAUACAUAUACAUAUAUACACAUAUACAUGUACAUGUAUAUAAUGAGAAUAUAUCUGUAUUCUUAUUGGUCUAAAACCAGUCACAUGACCGUCCGUAAAUGGUGGUAUUCCCCCUGAGACGGUCUCACCGGUCCAUCAAAAGUGAUAUUGCCCUGGGAGAUUUAACCAAUGAAAAUGAAGAUGAGACAAAAUUCUAUCCAAUUAAUGAGUAGGUAACGUAAUGCAACGUUAUUAUUGACGUCACGGUCAAUAAUUGAAUGUACGAGUCUUAUGGAUGACAUUAUGUAAUAAAACAAUUGUUGACCGCAUUUCGGGCAAUAUCAUGUUUUAUGGACCGAAGAAAUAUAUACUUGUGAAAAAAAGUUCCUGUGCAUCAAAUAAAAUAGUCUCAAACGAACUGUAAAGUUUGUAAACGGUUGAAAUUUGUGCAAAUCAUCCCGUAAUAUUUACCAACCUUGUAUUCAAAAACGUUAAAUAUAUACCUUGUUCAAAACAUGCACAGAAACCUUUUUCCGUAAGUAUAAUGUUGUUUAAUUUAAAUGUAUUUUUUAUAUCGAUUAUACACAUUGCUUUUGUAAAAUAUAUAUAGUUUACAACAGUAAAUCUCAGGGAAAAUUACUAUUGUCUGUUUUGUCUUAUAAUGGUGCACAUUAAAUAAAUGAUUUUUAAAAAAUUA
Gigantopelta aegis is the source of this 7677-nucleotide messenger RNA. RefSeq lists its product as uncharacterized. The record is from RefSeq and is a predicted model, not a curated record. NCBI's taxonomy places the organism in Eukaryota, Metazoa, Mollusca, Gastropoda, Neomphalida, Peltospiridae. The transcript has 7 exons. Gene Ontology annotation, molecular function: protein binding. The coding region runs from base 40 to 5094 and encodes 1684 amino acids.